AUGUCCUCUUCUUCCAAAGGCGCAAGCCAUGACGUCUUUAUCAGCUCUAGCUGCGACGGGACGCGCUACUCCUUCGUCAGCCACCUCUCCGCGGCUUUGAAGCGUCUGAACAUCACCGUCAUCGAGGAAGACACUUUGCCUGAAACCAGACAGUACCUACCCAAGAAGACCAGGUUAGCGAUAAAGAGAUCCAAGAUCUGUGUUAUUGUUCUCUCCAAGAACUUCGCAUUCUCCGAGCACAGCCUGACUACUCUCGUCGAGGCUAUCGAGGGGCGGCAUAGCAAAACCGGCGCCUUAGUGGUUCCAGUUUUCUACGGCGUAGAUCGCUCGUUGGUGGAGCAUCAGAUCGGAAAAUUCAGCGAGGCAUUCUCUAAGCACAAGACAUCGGAGCCUGAACAUCGUGUAACCGAAUGGAGAAACGCUCUAAAGGAAGCGGCACACAUAAAGGAAGGUCUCGAAUCAAAUGACGAAUCCAGUGACUUGAAUCUUGUGGAAGAUAUUGUCUCAUACGUACAGGAGAGGCUCUUCCCCACGGAUGAUAUCGGCGUCAGUUCUAGGGUGUUGGAGAUAGAAAACUUGCUCAGCAAGCAAUCUUGGGUAGUCAGAAGCGUAGGUAUUUGGGGUAUGGCUGGUAUAGGUAAGACCACAAUUGCUAAAGCAGCCUUUAACCAGAUGAAACGAAACUACAAAUCCCCUCGCUUCAUCGCAGACUUCGAGAAAGAAUUCGACAAGGAAGGAAUGUAUCGCUUAAGAAUGCAGCACUUGCCACCAAACGUGAAGGAGAAGCUUGAUAUCAACAGGUGCAUUACUAACCAAGGCCAGAUUUCAGGAGACGAAUCACGAGACGAGAGUGUGUUCUUGGUUCUUGAUGAUGUGAGGAAUCCUAUCAACGCAGAGUCUUUUCUUGGAGGGUUUGAGUGGUUUGAUCCGGGAAGUGUGAUAAUCAUAACUUCAAGAGAUAAACAAGUGCUUGUCCAAUGCCGGAUGGUUGAGAUUUAUGAGGUCAAGGGUUUAGAUGAUGAGGAAAGUCUGAAGCUGUUUUCGCGGUGUGCGCUUGGAGAGUCUCAGCUUGAAGAGGGUCACCUCCAAGUAUCAAAUAUGGUGGUUAAGUAUGCUAAUGGAAACGCUAAAGCUCUCAGCUACUACGGAAACGAGCUUAAGAACAAGAAACCAAAAGAAAUGGAGAUAUCAUUUGAGCAACUCAAGCUAAAUCCUCCCGAUGAGAUUCUUAAACUGUUCAAGAGCAGUUAUGAUGAACUUAGUGACGACGAGAAGAACAUAUUAAUGGACGUUGCUUGUUUCUUUAAAGGAGAUACCGUUGACCGUGUGAUGCAAGUUCUCGACGGUUGUGGUUUCUUCCCGUGUAUUGGGAUCGACUAUCUUGUUGAGAAGUCUCUUUUGAAGAUUUGUGGAGACAGAGUUGAAAUGCAUAAUCUAUUACAAGACCUUGUUAGGGAAAUUCUCAAUCAAGAAGUAAUGUUUGGGAUGGGUCGCAGACUCUGCGGCGUUAACAACAUUCAACCUCUGCUAGAAGAUGAACAAAAUGGGAGUAUCAAAGGAGAUUUGGGCGUUGAAGACAUUGAAAGUAUACUACUGGAAGCUUCUUGCUUGAGCUUUGUUGUUGACCCUGACGCGUUUCAGGAUAUGUAUAAGCUUAGACUUCUGAAAAUUUACAGCUCGGAUCCUGAAAAGCGCCCUGGGCUCGAUCUUUCCAAGGGUUUGGUAUCUCUGCCUUGUGAGCUACGGCUUCUCCACUGGGAGAGUUACUCUUCGCGAACCUUACCAGAAGAUUUUGAUCCUGACAACCUUGUGGAACUCAAUAUGCCUUACAGUCAACUUAAAGAACUUUGGGAAGAAUCUAAGAACCUCAAGUCGCUGAAGACAAUCAAUCUUCAUCAUUCUGAGAAACUAGUUGACAUCGAAGAGCUUAGAGACGCUCAUAAUCUUGAGCUGAUUGAUCUCCAAGGGUGUAUAAGCUUGCAGAGCUUUCCAGACACAGAGCAUCUAGAUCAUCUUCAGGUUCUUAAUCUCUCUGGCUGCAUAGGGAUCACAAUGUUUCCAGAGGUUCCACCAAACAUUAAAGAAAUGUGUCUCAAGGGGACUAGCAUAAGAGAAGUACCCGCAACAAUCGAGUCCCUCUCAGGACUAGUCAAGCUAGACUUAGGAAACUGCAAAAAGCUUCUGAAUUUUCUAGUGAAGAUCCACAACAUGGAGUCUCUUGAAUUUCUCAAUCUUUCUGGAUGCACUGCGCUUGAGAGCUUCCCAGAGAUCCCCACACGUGUAGGGAAUUUUCAGUAUUUUAUCUAA
Microthlaspi erraticum is the source of this 2307-nucleotide messenger RNA. The record is from the annotation of a GenBank genome assembly. NCBI's taxonomy places the organism in Eukaryota, Viridiplantae, Streptophyta, Magnoliopsida, Brassicales, Brassicaceae.